Tigriopus californicus is the source of this 2226-nucleotide messenger RNA. It is a transcript of the gene Dbx, whose product is annotated as homeobox protein Hox-B3-like. NCBI's taxonomy places the organism in Eukaryota, Metazoa, Arthropoda, Copepoda, Harpacticoida, Harpacticidae. The transcript is spliced from 5 exons. The record is from RefSeq and is a predicted model, not a curated record. Bases 549 to 2162 code for a protein of 537 amino acids. Gene Ontology annotation, molecular function: DNA-binding transcription factor activity, RNA polymerase II-specific; DNA binding. Gene Ontology annotation, biological process: regulation of transcription by RNA polymerase II.
GUUAAGCUUUCCUGGGUUGGUUCCUCGUACAUUUUAUGUAAAGCCAGUUUGCUUAUGCGGGUGUGAAAAUAUAUUGAAUAAGUGGCUCUGUCCUUGACUGGUUCCAUCUUCCAACCGUUAUCCCGUGGCAGGCAGUCUCGCCUAGAGAGGAGCAAAAGAGAAGAGAGGAGUAAUCUCAUCAUCAUCCUCGUUAUUGUGGCCCAUUGUCGUUUUCAUUGCGCUUUUAUGACCAUAUUCCUUCUCAGUCCAUCCCUUUCACCGCCGAUCGACCAAUCCGAGAGCUCCCGCCAAUUUUAUGAGCAUCUCCCGACCAAUCCCCGCUCUCCUUUCCGGGCGAGGACUCCACGGGGCUUCGUCAGUCCUCAAGAUGGGUGGUCGAUCGUUGGUUCGCCCAUGUUGGUUUUUGGGCGAGGGCUCCGAGGGAUGGAACUCCGUUCUCCGUUCUCGGGAGAUGACACAAUAUGGAUUUAGUUUGGUGGCAACUGUGAUACUUCCAGGGCGUCAUGGUCUAACUUGGUUCCCUAUCCUUGAUGUGAUUCCGGAGUAGGAUGUUCCCGAUCUACCAGUCAAUCUACGGUACCCGACACGUUGGCAAUCCAUUCUUGAGUCCGUCGAGUGCACUGAUCCUCACGUCGUCUAGUCUUCCAAAUGGCUCCAUGAUGUCUGGGACUAAUGGCUUUGUAACAUCUGAAACGAAUCCCAGUUCCAAAACAAUCAAAGAGGAGCCUUUGGCCCAUUUGAAACAAAUGUUGGCGCCCCACUUCCAACCCAAUCGACGAUCCACGUCACCCAACAAGUUACGGGAGUCCCGGAUCCGAUCCCCGGGCCACUACGAACCCAAACGAGAGCCUCGGGAUCUCAAGGAGGAAGUCGAGGCCGAGAAUCGACCUUCAACUCCCACGGGUGAUCAGAUCAAAUCUGAGACCUGUGAUGACCUCUUCAGAUCCAGUGGCGUUGUGAUGAGCAAGGCCACGGCUGUGCCUUUUCUCAAGUUCAGUGUGAAUGCGAUCCUGGCCAAGGCUGCCAAGCAUGAACCUAAUGGCCAGGGAUCGUCCAUCUCUUCUGGACACGACUUCCUCCCCUUCUUGAGCCGUCAUCACCAUGGAGACCCGGAUAACAGUUACGCCUCAAUUAAAACCUCGCUCGCUAGUAGUCAAGCAAGCAGUGUGUUUCCUAACAUCUCCGUUUCUAGUCUGCCAAGCAACUUUCAAGAGCAACCCCAUUCUAGUCCUCCUCCUCCCCCUCCUCCAUCAUCGAUGUCAAUGAUGGUGUCCUCCUCGUGUUCCCCAUCCUUGAUCCCAAGGUCUCCGAGUGACUCGAUGGCCUCACCCCUGAUUGUGCCGGCCAAACCGGUGCCAAGUCGACCACUUCCAGUGUCUCAUGCCACACCCUCAGGACCACAACAGCUUUUCAGCAGUCACUUACAAUCGCUCUUGUACAGGCAUCAAUAUCUCUCAGGUGUUGGAUCAGGGGGGUUGGGACAACAUGGGCCAUUGGGUUCACUAGGUCAGAGCUCACCUCUGACCCUUCCUGGUUCUGGAACUACGGUGUUUCCACUCCCAGGAUCAUUCCCAUGGGCGGCUGGAGCUCGAGGCAAACCAAGGCGUGGCAUGCUUCGCAGAGCCGUGUUCUCCGACUAUCAAAGGAAAGGUCUGGAGAAGAGGUUUCAACUACAAAAAUACAUCUCAAAGCCGGAUCGAAAGAAACUCGCUGAAAAAUUAGGACUCAAAGACUCGCAGGUGAAGAUAUGGUUUCAAAAUCGACGCAUGAAGUGGCGAAACUCCAAGGAGCGAGAAUUAAUCGCUCAAGGAGGCUGCCGAGAACAAACUCUACCCACCAAACACAAUCCCAAUCCGGAUCUGUCGGACCCCGUGCCAAGGGCAGGCCAAUUACACGCGCACAACACCACGCCUACUUCUAACAGUCUCCAGAGUAAUGCGUUCCAUAGCCCCAAAUCGCUCUUCCCUUCGCCUCCAAGUUCGGCGUCAGACUUGGCGGGAAAGUUCAAGAUAUGGGCGCCAAAUACGAAUACGAACUUGGCCAAGGAACUGAAUGAAGUGGGAGGAGGCGUUUUUGAAGAGAAUGAACUUUUGGACGAAGAAAGUAAUGAUGACGACGACGAGGAUGAUGAGGAAGAGGAAGAGGAAAUUAAUGUAACAUAGAGCGAGGAAGGCAGCAGAUGAUAAUGACUCUCCUCUUAAACAAUAAAGAAAUCCAGCAUGACAA